Molecule: messenger RNA, 7417 nt
Organism: Myotis lucifugus (little brown bat)
Lineage: Eukaryota; Metazoa; Chordata; Mammalia; Chiroptera; Vespertilionidae
Gene: FSD1L
Product: fibronectin type III and SPRY domain containing 1 like
Exons: 14
Coding region: 118-1644 (508 amino acids)
Molecular function (GO): protein binding
Source: RefSeq, a predicted model, not a curated record
GCGGUGGCGCGGCCCAGGACAGCGGCCCCGGCUAGCGGUCCGGCGUGUCCGACCUCCCUUCGCCUCCUCACGCGGCUCUCCGACGCGGUCUCGGGCCCAGCGGGCAUAGCCCUGGCCAUGGACUCCCAGAAAGAAGCUUUACAAAGGAUCAUUUCAACUCUGGCAAAUAAAAAUGAUGAAAUUCAGAACUUUAUUGAUACACUAAAUCAAACACUAAAAGGAGUUCAGGAAAAUUCUUCUAACAUACUUUCAGAGCUAGAUGAAGAAUUUGAUAGUUUAUACUCUAUAUUGGAUGAAGUGAAAGAAAGUAUGAUUAAUAGUAUCAAGCAGGAACAAGCUCGUAAGUCACAAGAGUUACAGAGUCAGCUUAGUCAAUGUAAUAAUGCCCUGGAGAACUCUGAAGAACUGCUAGAAUUUGCAACACGGUCAUUAGAUAUAAAGGAGGCUGAAGAAUUUUCAAAGGCUGCCAGACAGAUCAAGGAUAGAGUAACAAUGGCUUCAGCCUUUCGCCUUUCUUUGAAACCAAAGGUCAGUGACAACAUGACUCAUUUAAUGGUGGAUUUUUCUCAGGAAAGACAGAUGUUGCAGACUUUGAAGUUUUUGCCAGUCCCCAAAGCUCCAGAGAUAGAUCCAGUAGAGUGUUUGGUGGCUGACAAUGCUGUAACAGUAGCUUGGAGAAUGCCAGAAGAAGAUAAUAAGAUUGAUCAUUUUAUACUGGAAUAUAGGAAAACUAAUUUUGAUGGACUUCCACGUGUAAAGGAUGAGCGAUGCUGGGACAUAAUUGAUAAUAUUAAGGGUACCGAAUAUACACUGUCAGGUUUAAGGUUUGAUUCAAAGUAUAUGAAUUUCAGAGUACGAGCUUGUAACAAAGCUGUGGCUGGAGAGUGUUCUGACCCAGUGACUCUGGAGACCAAAGCACUUAAUUUCAGUUUGGAUAGCUCAUCAUCCCAUUUGAACCUGAGAGUUGAAGAUACCUGUGUAGAGUGGGAUCCUACAGGAGGAAAAGGCCAAGAAAAUAAAGUUAAAGGAAAAGAGAACAAGGGCAGUGCCCAUGUUACUUCACUGAAGAAACAUACAAGAAGUGGGACACCAUCCCCCAAACGGACGUCUGUAGGCUCCAGGCCACCUGCAGUAAGAGGCAGCAGAGAUCGUUUUACUGGGGAAUCAUACACAGUGCUGGGAGACACUGCUAUUGAAAGCGGACAACAUUAUUGGGAGGUCAAGGCCCAGAAGGAUUGUAAAUCCUAUAGUGUGGGAGUAGCAUACAAGACUUUGGGGAAAUUUGACCAGUUAGGAAAAACAAACACUAGUUGGUGUAUUCAUGUCAACAACUGGCUACAAAACACAUUUGCAGCAAAGCAUAAUAACAAAGUCAAAGCCUUGGAUGUUACUGUUCCUGAGAGAAUAGGUGUAUUCUGUGAUUUUGAUGGGGGUCAACUUUCUUUCUAUGAUGCAAACUCAAAACAGUUGUUGUAUUCCUUUAAGACAAAAUUUACUCAGCCAGUACUACCUGGUUUCAUGGUUUGGUGUGGUGGACUUUCUUUGAGUACUGGGAUGCAGGUUCCAAGUGCUGUGAGAACACUUCAGAAAAGUGAAAACGGCAUGACUGGUUCAGCUAGCAGCCUAAACAUUGUUACUCAGUAAUGCCUACUCAGAAUGCUUCACCCCUCCUUCUGCUUGGGUGGUCUAAUCAUAGAAACUUGUGAGUGGUGGAAAUGAGGUUUGCUGCGUUCUGCUUUAAGGCCUGGAAUCUGUUAGCAUUAAGCAUCCAGUACCACGUAUUCAAAGGAACCUACUGUGCAAUGUCAUAGAAGCAAGCAGAGAUUGAGCAAGAAACUGAUAUUUUGAAGAGCAAAUGGAGAAAAAGGCAGUAUUUCAAUAGUUACUUGAAUAGAAACUCAUCUUUGUGUUUCUUGGAUUACUUUGGCUCUUAAUAUAUUUAGUUACAUAUGGUAGCCCUAGGGCCUGAAGAAAAAGCAUUUAAAUCUUGCCUUUUGUCUUUAUUUUUUUUUUCUCUUAUCACUGCAAAUCAUUUAGUUCUUACACUGAAGCUUUUAAAAAUAUACAGUCCUCUGAGGUUCCCAAAAAAAUAAAAUUGGUUGGGGAUUCUAGACAGGUUUUCUUACAAUGAUUUGUUUUCCCCCUGUUAUAAAUAAGUUGAGUUUUGCCAAAUUAUCCUCUUUUGUUUUAUUGACUAAAAUAUAUAUAAUUUUCAGUUUUCUAAAUGUCGUGGUAUUUUUCUUGUGGUUAUAACUCAGAAUAAAGAGUGGAUAGAAAGAGUUUCUAGACAUAAUAGCUUAAAAUCACCCAAAUUUCAGUGUUUUACCUGCUGCACUAACAAUAGCAAAGGAUAUUCUUUAUAUGUUGCCCUAUUUAAUUAGACUGCUUUUCAUUCCAUCGUUUUGGAUGAUGGGUACGAUUUUUAAAAGCUUUAUAUUUUCUGAUUUUGCUAUCUAGUUAACACUAUCUUUAGUAGUUAUCUUUGGUAAAAUUCCCACUUGGAUUUGGUAAUAACUGAUAAUACUUAUACUGAUUUUUAACAUUUUUAGUAGGAAGAAUGUUUAUUAAAGUUAUAUAGAAGGUGGAAAACCUACACUACUCAAAUUUUACCUAAGAAAGAUAGGCUCUAAAGGGAGGUGCCUAAAACUAUCCUUUACUGGUCAUUUAUAUAUGCUUUUGAUAAGAUAUGGAAUGGUUUAAACAAGUAUUUUUGGGGGAAAAAAUCUAUCUCUGACUUAUUUGGCAUAUAAGUUUUUCAGUCUUUACUUAGAAAAAAAUCAACAUAGAAUAAUCUUCCCCAAAGUUAGGAAAAAUGUGUUAACAACUAGUGAAACCCAUGGUUAUUGAGAGCAUAUCUGUUUUUUAAAAGUUGAUUAAAAUUUAUAACACAAAUCCUUUGAGCCAAACUGAAAGUUGUAAUUACAGUAGUAUUUAAGAAUUUCUUGAGUGUUUUAAAGAGAUCUGAAUUGGUAUGUUCCUUAAUUUUUGGAACAUUUUAACAUUCAUUCUCAUUUUAAGUAUGUUGUACUAUGACAACCUUCUUCCAAGAAGUGACCGACGUUGCUUACAUUACAGUUGCUAUCCACAGAAAGGCCUGCGGAAUAGGAAUAGCUCAUUCUUUCUUAAAUUUUAUGGCUUACUGAUAGGAUGUUUUGUUCAUUUUGAAACAAAUCUAAAUGAGGAAUUUUAUUUGAACUGGGUAUUGUUUUUACAGAGGUCAUUCAUAUCUGCACCAUUGUCUGAUCAUAUAUUUAAAAGUAUAAAGACUAUGAGGGAGUUUCGAGAAUGAAAUAUAUUAAUAGAUAUUCUUUUGAUUCUUCAAACAAAUAUAAUUUUGGUUUUUGUUUCUCCAAGAUUUCGAUAGAAAUUUUUGGAUGUUCUCUUUCCUAUAGCAGGUUAUCCAGGACCUGAGGAAACAGGAAGUUAUAAUUAUCUUCCACAGAGUCAAACCUGAAAACAGUAAUUUAGUGGUGGAGCUGCUUUUUGUGAACUGUUAUACAUGUAUAUUUUAGCAAAAAUGACACAGAAAAAGCCAGAAAUUCUUGUAUAAAAUUGUUUACUAUUAUGUCUUAUAUAAAUGUGUCUUCUCUUUAAUUCAGUGCCUUCUUCCUCUAAGGAUGCUCUUUUUUACUCCAUGUCCCAUAUCCCAUUCAGUGUCAACUGAUACUGAAGCCAGAGGCCAUUAUGUUAAACUGGUGAGGGCUUCUAUUGCAGGGGCAUGGGGAAAGGAGAUACUAAUCAGGGGCUGCUAGAGUGCAUAUGAUUCUUUCCUGUACUCAUGCCAUCAUUUGAAACCCGUCAUAGAAAAUUCUCUAAUUCUCAAUUGGAAAAUUCACUUGAAGUAAUACUAUUAUUCAGAAUAUGAAUCUGAGGUUUACUUACCUCUUACUGUGCUUCUUAAAGGUCUCUAAAAGAAAAGAGCAAAAUGUGUGGGGUUUUGGUUUAGUUGUUUAUAAGUUUAUUUGUGUUAAACUGGAGAAAAUUUGCCACCUUCAUUUUCACACUGGAGUAAAAUGAACUAUAGUGCCUAAUUAAAUAGUCUCAAAUUAAUGUAACUAUUUCAACUUGACUAUAUAUAUAUAUAUAUAUGUCAUUGACAUUUAAAUUAAAAAUAUUGAGCUCUUUUGCUCAAUUUAAUACAUUGUGUUUAGUUGGUAUACCCUUUCAAACAUUCUUUAUUGGUUUAUUUACUCUUUGUUUUGAUAGGUCAAACAUGAUUGCUUUCUGUAAAAGAAAUGCAUGAGAGGUUGACAGUAAUGGAUGUAUCACAGGUCUAAAACAAUUGUGUUUUAUAAAAACAUGCUUUUAGUAUUAUAUUUCUCUUUUAGCAGUUGAAUCCCAAACCAGUUUUAGUAAAUUGGAUAAAGAAAUGAAGGAAUUGCCUUAAGCACUUUAGAAAUCUUUUAUAAUUCAUUUUGAUUCUUUGGGCUGACCAUGUAACAUACAUCUUUAAUUUUUGGUAAAUAUGUAUAUACCAAACAUUUAAUGACUGCACAUAGAAAUUUAAUAUACAGUGAUUCUUUGAAUGUUCCCAGUGUAGGUAAACAAAUGGGAAAUAUUAGAGGCAUGCCUGUCUGUACAUGGGUUUAAUUGAUGGCAUGUGUACCGUUAUGACAAACAGUGAACUGCUGCUGUACAGCUAAACUUGGCCUACUUUGUUCUAUAAACAGUUUUUCCCGUGUUAUCAUCAAAAGAAACAUAUUGGCUUAGUUUUAUUGACUCAUUUAUGAAAUUAAAACAUGAACAAUAUCAUGUAUCAUUUGAAUUUUUGUGACUUUCAUGACUUACCUAGAAUGAUUUUUUUCCUAUAUACUUUUUCCAUAAAGUUAUCGUUAUUUAUAUUGUUUGUUUCUUUCGGAAACAUAGGUUAACAAUUGGAAAAGGAUAUUAUGAAAAGUGAUUACUUCAAAGAGUACUCAUUCAGAAGAGGAAAGUGUAGACUUCUUACUAUAAAUUAUGUGGUUCCAGGCUGAAAAAUCUAAGAACUAUAUUUUCAAAUCAUAACAAUUCUUUUUCAGAAAGCUUAUAUUUAUUAGAUCAGUGUUCAUUCUUUGGCUAAGAAUACCACAAUUAUUUUAAGUCUGUGAUGUGGCAGUCAUACUUUGUAUUCAGAUUUCCAAAAUUAAUGAAGUUUGAUUUACUGUGCAUAUAGUUUUGCUGCUUUUGGGUAGUGUAAUGACAAAGUUUGCAUCUUAAAAAUCAGAAAUUUUAAAAGGUAAAUGUGUUAUAGUUUGUUAAAAAAUUCAAAUUUUGAUAAGCACAUUACACAUAAUAUGUUCAUUUUUAUGUAAUCACAUAAAAUAGAUCUGUAAAAGUUUCUCCCUUGAUUUUAUCUUUACACUGGAUAUAUUCUUUUAGGGAAGUGAAUGGUCAGCAUAAGUUUACUCAACAUCCAAGUAACCAUAAAGUAAUUUGUUAUUUUUAAACAAAAUGUACAUUUCAUAAUGCCAGUGCUAGAGCAUUAUGAGAUCGUGAAUGUUUCUUUAAUCAUCACAGAAAGCAUACCUCAUGUUCAGUGUAGUUUUAGUUGUUUGUAUUUUACAGUAUUCACAUUAUGCCAAUAUCUGUGAUCCUGAUAUGUCACCUGUGAUAGCUUUGUUACUUGGAAUAUUUGAUUAAUGCAAAUACUUUAGUUUUUUUGGAGUAAUUUGGAGUUAAACAGAUUACAUUUAUUAUAUUUUGUUUUUGCUGAAAAGAUAGUGUUGGGCAUACCAUAUAAAGGUUAGUAUUGGCUUAUAAAUACCAGAGAUUGCCAUAGUACUUUCUCCUCAGACUACUCAAUUAAAUUAAAACAGUAUUUACUAUUUCUGGGUCAAUAUAAGGUAAUAACUUUUGAUUUAUACCAUUUGAGCUAUGUUAGUUUAAACUAUAUAUUUUCUUAAUGGCACCCAUUCAGUAAAAGCUGGUCCUUUGGAAUAGACAUACAUAAGAUUUCACAGUAUGUAGGGCAGAAGGUAGGUGAAUGUGUUCACUUUGGCUUGGAGCUUAAGUUUAGACCUUUUUUUAAGUCAAAAUGUAAGUAAUUGGUAAAAGGCAUUUCUAUUCGUAUUGGAACUUUUUGGAGAGCCUAAGGCUCUGAGAAUAAUGCAUUUUGCUUUUGUUUUUUUGUUUAACCUUCCCAAUAUCUCUUAGGUACCAAAGCACUGAGUCUAGUUUACCUUUUAAGGGAGACUCUUUAAAAUCAAAUUUAUACCUAACUCAUACUGUAAGAUAAAUAAUAGCUAAAGUUUUAAAGUAAUUUAUAUUAAAAACCACUAGUCUUUAAAAUUUCUCAAUAUAAAAACAUUUGGCUUCAUUUUUUAAAAAGUAUUUAAAAUUAAUCACCUUAGCUCUACCAUACACUAGAUCUAUAUCCUCUAUAUAAAUCAUUUCUCAUCUUUGGGCAUCCAUUGCCUUACAUCUCACUCAGCCUACCUCACAGGGCUGUUGUGAGGAACAAAAUGAAAUGGAGUAUAUGAAAUUGCUUCAACAACAGUAAAAUGCUACAUAAAUGUAAGGGAUUAUUUUCAGUAAAUAAUGGAUUUAAAUGUUUGGAUAUUUCUAGAUGCCAUUUACUUUGAUAAAGCAUGUGCUUAAAGUGGUAUCACUAGGACUUUAAACAUGAUUUAAAAAAAAAAAAACCCUGACUACAGUGCCCUUUAACAUUCUUUCGUUUGCAUGAUGUGGCCUUUUUGUAUUUUCUCCUUAGGCCUGUACUCUGUAUCAACUCUCUAUAACUGUAAAAUGUCUCCCACAGCAUUAGUGUGUGUUGCUGUAGAAUAGUAGCAUAAAUAAAUGAUCUAAGCUAUGUUUCCAUCCAGGCAUUUGCACUUUCAGUUUAUGACUCUUCAGUGCCACGUAUGCAAAGACUGAAUUUGGCCUAAGUAAGUAUUUCCAAGCAACCAAAUGGUUAAAGUUUGUUGUCAUUGGAUAAAUGAUUUAAGGUGUAUGUGCCCAUUUAACAUUAGACUUUUGUUGCAUUGUCAUUAAAACAACAACAACAUGAACCUGGAUAUCAUUUAGUGUCUCUCCUAAGAAAAAUUGUUUUGCUUUAAAUUGGAUUUAUUAAAUGGUUUACAUGUUAUCUUUAUUUAUAGACUAUUUGGUAUGUUAUCAUCUGGACAUGGUUUUGCUAUGCAGUUCUGAUAAUCAAAAUCCUAAUUCCUCAGGUUAAAAUUUUAAGUUGUGGAUGAAAAACAUGAACUACUUAUAAUACACUCAGUGCUGCAAACUAGUGUUUUAAAACACAUAUUGCCUCAUUUUCCUUGGAAACAAGACAAAGCCUUUUAAAUGGUUUUUAACUUUAAAAUGGUGUAUUCAAAGUGGAGUAAUUUGUACGUUGAAAUGAUUGUGUGCUCUGUGUAGAAUGACCAAGUUAAAUUCUUAGAAAAGCACCUGGAAUAUCUCAUCUAAAAAUUAAACUUCUUUUUCUGCUUUC